Molecule: messenger RNA, 363 nt
Organism: Hibiscus syriacus
Lineage: Eukaryota; Viridiplantae; Streptophyta; Magnoliopsida; Malvales; Malvaceae
Product: transcriptional activator FHA1-like
Exons: 1
Coding region: 1-363 (120 amino acids)
Biological process (GO): regulation of ribosomal protein gene transcription by RNA polymerase II
Cellular component (GO): nucleus
Molecular function (GO): protein binding; sequence-specific DNA binding
Source: RefSeq, a predicted model, not a curated record
AUGGGGACGACGGGUGGGAGCGACGUGGAGCAGGGAUUUGCCAAGCUACAAGGUGAAGACUUCGAGUACUACAUGCAAACCUACUCCAUAAUGCUCGGCCGCAACUCCAAGAAAUCCACCGUCGAUGUCGACUUAGCGAGCCUCGGAGGCGGUAUGAACAUUUCCCGCCGCCACUCCCGCAUCUUCUACGACUUCACCCGACGCCGUUUCGCGCUCGAAACCCUCGGCAAAAACGGCUGUCUCGUCGAAGGCGUCCUCCACUUCCCCGGUAACACUCCCGUCAAGCUCGAUUCACAAGACCUCCUCCAAAUCGGCGACAAGCAAUUUUACUUUCUUCUCCCCGUGAAAAGUAUUCUCGGUUGA